CGAGUAGCGACUUUACCAAUCGGAGGCCUCCACGACGGGGCUGCGGGGAGGAUAUAUAAGCCGAAUCGGCGACGGCGCGCUUGAUACUGGCCGAGACUACACUGACCGAGGGACGUGCGCUUUUGUGGGUGUGAGAGGUCAGAACCGUGGUCGCGUUUCGGGGCUGCAGCCUGUUGCUGGACUCUUGAGGCUGCUGAGCGACUGAUCCACAGCGCCGGCAAGAUGAAGUUCACUGUGGUGGCAGCGGCGCUGCUGCUGCUGUGCGUGGUGCGGGCCGAGGAGGAAGACAAGAAGGAGGAUGUGGGCACGGUGGUCGGCAUCGACUUGGGGACCACCUAUUCCUGCGUCGGUGUGUUCAAGAACGGCCGCGUGGAGAUCAUAGCCAACGAUCAGGGCAACCGCAUCACGCCGUCGUACGUGGCCUUCACUCCUGAAGGGGAACGUCUGAUUGGCGACGCUGCCAAGAACCAGCUCACGUCUAACCCCGAGAACACCGUCUUCGACGCCAAGCGCCUCAUCGGACGCACUUGGAAUGACCCUUCGGUGCAGCAGGACAUCAAGUUCUUGCCAUUCAAGGUGGUUGAAAAGAAAACUAAACCAUAUAUUCAAGUUGAUAUUGGAGGUGGGCAAACCAAGACAUUUGCCCCAGAAGAAAUUUCUGCCAUGGUUCUCACUAAAAUGAAGGAAACUGCUGAGGCAUAUUUGGGAAAGAAGGUUACCCAUGCAGUUGUUACUGUACCAGCUUACUUCAAUGAUGCCCAGCGGCAAGCAACCAAAGAUGCUGGCACUAUUGCUGGACUGAAUGUCAUGAGGAUCAUCAAUGAGCCUACAGCAGCUGCUAUUGCAUAUGGGCUGGAUAAGAGAGAGGGAGAGAAGAACAUCCUUGUGUUUGACCUGGGUGGCGGAACCUUCGAUGUGUCUCUUCUCACCAUUGACAAUGGUGUCUUUGAAGUGGUGGCCACUAAUGGAGAUACUCAUCUGGGUGGGGAAGACUUUGACCAGCGGGUCAUGGAACACUUCAUUAAGCUGUACAAAAAGAAAACUGGUAAAGAUGUUAGAAAAGACAACAGAGCUGUGCAGAAACUCCGGCGUGAGGUGGAAAAGGCUAAGCGAGCCCUGUCUUCUCAGCAUCAAGCAAGGAUUGAAAUCGAGUCCUUCUUCGAAGGAGAAGACUUCUCAGAGACCCUUACUCGGGCCAAAUUUGAAGAGCUGAACAUGGACCUCUUCCGCUCUACCAUGAAGCCUGUCCAGAAAGUGUUGGAAGACUCUGAUCUGAAGAAAUCUGAUAUUGAUGAAAUUGUUCUGGUUGGUGGAUCUACUCGAAUUCCAAAGAUUCAGCAACUGGUGAAAGAGUUCUUCAAUGGCAAGGAGCCAUCCCGUGGCAUAAACCCAGAUGAAGCUGUAGCAUAUGGCGCCGCUGUCCAGGCUGGUGUCCUCUCUGGUGAUCAAGAUACAGGUGAUCUAGUACUGCUUGAUGUGUGUCCCCUUACACUUGGUAUUGAAACUGUGGGAGGUGUCAUGACAAAACUGAUUCCAAGGAACACCGUGGUACCCACCAAGAAGUCUCAGAUCUUCUCCACGGCUUCCGAUAAUCAGCCAACUGUAACAAUCAAGGUCUAUGAAGGCGAACGACCCCUAACAAAAGACAAUCAUCUUCUGGGUACAUUUGAUCUGACUGGAAUUCCUCCUGCUCCCCGUGGAGUUCCCCAGAUUGAAGUUACCUUUGAGAUAGAUGUUAAUGGUAUUCUUCGAGUAACAGCUGAAGACAAAGGUACAGGAAACAAAAACAAAAUCACAAUUACCAAUGACCAAAACCGCCUGACACCUGAAGAAAUUGAGAGGAUGGUUAAUGAUGCUGAGAAGUUUGCUGAGGAAGACAAAAAGCUCAAAGAGCGCAUCGACACCAGGAAUGAGUUGGAAAGCUAUGCUUACUCUCUCAAGAAUCAGAUUGGAGAUAAAGAAAAGCUGGGAGGUAAACUUUCUUCUGAAGAUAAAGAAACCAUGGAAAAAGCUGUAGAGGAAAAGAUUGAAUGGCUGGAAAGCCACCAGGAUGCAGACAUUGAAGACUUUAAAGCUAAAAAGAAGGAACUAGAAGAAAUUGUUCAGCCAAUUAUCAGCAAACUCUAUGGAAGUGGAGCCCCUCCCCCAACUGGUGAAGAGGAUACAUCAGAAAAAGAUGAGUUGUAGGUGCACUGAUCUGCUAGAGCUGUAAUAUUGUAAAUACUGGACUCAGGAACUUUUGUUGGGAGAAAAAUUGAGAGAACUUAAGUCUCGAAUGUAAUUGGAAUCUUCACCACAGAGUGGAGUUGAAAAUGCUAUAGCCCAAGUGGCUGUUUACUGCUUUUCAUUAGCAGUUGCUCACAUGUCUUGGGGUCAUGGAGAGGAGGAAUUGGCUAUUUUAAAAAUGGGGAAAAAGCUGGGUCAGGGUGUGUGUUCACCUUGGAUAUGUUCUAUUUAACAAUUGGGUCAUGCACAUGUGGUGUAGGAACUUUUUUCUACCAUAAGUGACACCAAUAAAUGUUUGUUAUUUACACUGGUC
This is a messenger RNA of Mastomys coucha (southern multimammate mouse), 2539 nucleotides long. RefSeq names its product heat shock protein family A (Hsp70) member 5 (gene Hspa5). Gene Ontology annotation, molecular function: ATP-dependent protein folding chaperone; ATP binding; heat shock protein binding. Bases 223 to 2187 code for a protein of 654 amino acids. NCBI's taxonomy places the organism in Eukaryota, Metazoa, Chordata, Mammalia, Rodentia, Muridae. The record is from RefSeq and is a predicted model, not a curated record. Gene Ontology annotation, cellular component: membrane; endoplasmic reticulum chaperone complex; endoplasmic reticulum lumen. The transcript has 9 exons. Gene Ontology annotation, biological process: protein refolding; cellular response to unfolded protein; endoplasmic reticulum unfolded protein response.